UAUUUAUAUUCUCUUUUAUAUGUUUUUUUGUGGGAAUCUUUUUAUUUUUUUUUAUUUUUCUAAAAAAUUGUUUUCAUUUUUAAUGAGAAAAUUUUUAAAAACAAUAUUUUUAUUUUUCAUUUUAUGAGCAAAGGUUUUUUAGGAAAUGGAAAUGGAAAAUCCAAACACUAGAUAUUUGGAGGCUCAUAUAGUUGAAAAAAAGUUGAAAUCAUAAAGUAUAAUGAUUUUCCAUGUGAAGGCAUGAUAUGGACUUCACAAAUCUUUUCUCAGAUGUUGCCCCAGAAAUUAAUGCAUGGAGUGGAAUAUCAAAGAUUGCAAGCUGGUCUGGCACCCCAACCCCAUUGGAGAACAAGUCAAAGGUGCCUUAAAAAUUCAUCAAAGGGGAUCAUCCUUCUAGUUUAGAUUUAUAAACAUAAGGUCAAGAUCCAAGUAAACCCACCCUUUGAUCUCUUCUACUGUAAUCUCUUAGCAGUUGGCACACUCAGGGGAAGAACACAAUGGCUUUUGAAAAGGCGCACCUUGAUUUGCUGUUGGUCCCCAGUGCGCUGCUAAUCAUGUUUGCUUACCAUCUCUUCCUCCUUUACAGAUACCUUACUGCUCCUCAUACCACCGUCAUCGGCUUUGAGAACAAUGACAAGAGAGCAUGGGUUGAGAGAAUUAUGCAGGUUGAUAAGAGGGACGUGGGUAUCGCGUUGAAUGUGAUCGCCUCCAACACAUCUGCAGCGACUUUCUUAGCUUCAGUCUCCUUGACUCUCAGCUCUAUAAUUGGAGCCUGGAUCGGGAGCUCAUCAAACAACGUCUUCCAGAGCGAACUGAUAUAUGGGGACACAAGGCCUUCCACCAUUUCCAUCAAGUACAUAAGCCUCCUCACAUGCUUCAUCCUUGCUUUUUCUUGCUUUGUUCAAUCAGCUAGGUGCUUUGUCCACGCAAACUACCUAAUAAGCACACCAGAUAGCGACAUACCUGUGAAAAAUGUGGAGAUGGUUGUUAUUAGGGCAGGCGAAUUUUGGUCGCUUGGCCUUAGAGCAAUUUAUUUCGCUAUCGAUUUGCUGCUGUGGUUUUUUGGCCCAAUCCCAAUGUUUGUCUGCUCUGUGGUCUUGGUGAUUCUCCUAUAUCACCUGGAUUGCAAUUCCAAUCCACUCCAUCGACAUCGGUCGCUGGCAAGCCGGUCAGUCAAGAGGGUAGGUGAGCAAGUGACCGCUGCAGCCAUGACCAUUGAAGACCAUGUUGCGUAAGGCCACAAAGGUUUCAGAAGGCCCAAAAUGAUUUUUUCAACCAAAUUGUUACUGUUGGUACAAAUAUGUAUAUGAGAGGAAUUUUUCCUUUGUUAAAAGCACAUCAAAGAAGAUAAAUAAACAUGGAAUUCUUUCUGUUUU
This is a messenger RNA of Vitis vinifera (wine grape), 1376 nucleotides long. RefSeq lists its product as uncharacterized. The transcript is spliced from 2 exons. Bases 498 to 1235 code for a protein of 245 amino acids. Lineage: Eukaryota; Viridiplantae; Streptophyta; Magnoliopsida; Vitales; Vitaceae. The record is from RefSeq and is a predicted model, not a curated record.